Molecule: messenger RNA, 954 nt
Organism: Topomyia yanbarensis
Lineage: Eukaryota; Metazoa; Arthropoda; Insecta; Diptera; Culicidae
Exons: 1
Coding region: 1-954 (317 amino acids)
Molecular function (GO): nucleic acid binding; zinc ion binding
Source: RefSeq, a predicted model, not a curated record
AUGAAUAAUGGGGAUCAAAUCGAUGAGCAAACACUGAUAAUGCGAGCAACCAAGGACGCCAUGGGGAAUGAGCAGUCCCUACCUUAUAACCCAUUCCUUAUUCACCUGUCGCUAAAAAACGCCAUCGGAAGGGAACCGAAUGAAGUUGUUAAGGCGAGUAAAGAGGCCAGGGGUACACAGUACAUCCUCAAAACCUCCUCUCGCGUAUACGGCCAGCUCAUAGAGAUGACACAAUUAAUUAAUGGGACCAACGUAGAAAUAACUCAACAUCCAACACUGAACAAAACGGCGGGCGUAAUAUAUGAUCUGGAUACUAAAAAUCUAUCCACCGACCUGAUCCUGGAAGGACUCAAAGCGCAAGGGGUUAUUGAAGUGGGCAGAAUCACCAAAAAAGUAAGUGGUAUUCCGACCAACACUCCGCUACUGGUCGUCUACUUUGAGGGUUCGUACCUUCCGGAUCACGUGUACUUAGGAAUGCUGAGGGUAAACGUCAGAAGAUACUACUCAAGUCCCAUGCAGUGCUACAGGUGUGGCCGUUUCGGACACGGCAGCAACAACUGUAAGGAAAAAGAAAUCUGCCUAAACUGCGGAACGGAGCAUGAGACAACAAUGGAGAAUCCAUGUAAAAAAACGAGCUACUGUAUUAACUGCAAAGGGGAACAUUCGGCACGAGAUCGCACGUGUUCAGUUUAUGAAGCAGAAAAACACCUCGUCAAGGUCAAAACUGACAAUAACAUAACCUUCCCCGAGGUCAGAGCUUUGCUGAAACAAGACAGAACAGGCAACGAAACAGUAAGUAAGGUAAACUCCCGGAUGAACACUCACGUCGAUGAUAAAGAUCGCAUUAUCCAACUGCUCAGGCAGGAAGUGGAAUCUUUGAAGAAGGCCACCAAUAGCCAACCCGCAAGCGAUGAUAAAGACACCACAAUAAAAAAAAACUUAAGGAACAGCUAA